Suillus bovinus is the source of this 420-nucleotide messenger RNA. RefSeq lists its product as uncharacterized. The transcript has a single exon. The record is from RefSeq and is a predicted model, not a curated record. The annotation marks the transcript as partial. NCBI's taxonomy places the organism in Eukaryota, Fungi, Basidiomycota, Agaricomycetes, Boletales, Suillaceae.
AUGACACCCACAUUGAUUAAAGCACUUAGCCUGAAAGUGCUCUGCAAGAACCAUGCAUCGUCUCUCUUUCGUUCAAUCUUUCUGAGUCCUGUCAGCGUGACGCAGACAGAACCGUACAUCCAUCGGCUGCCGGUAGAACUUCUACAACAAAUUUUCCUCUUCAUCGUUAACGACGCGCCAGACUAUCCGAGUAUCUUUUCAUGCGGACCUUACGCCUUUUCGGUCAACGUUACCAGCCCUCCCCUAGUCUUGACCAGGGUGUGUCACCGUUGGCGAGUCGUUGCACAUUCAACUGCAGAAAUCUGGUCGCGCAUCCAAGUCGUCCUCCCCGUGCAAGUUAAAUCAUUCACCCCAUUUUUUCCACGUCUUCUUCAGUCUUGGCUUGCUCGUUCUGGUAAUUUACCACUCGCUCUUCGCAUU